CUCACUGGCUCCGCAGCUACGGUCGCCGCCAUGCUCUUGAGGCCGCUUCGUCGUCUCCAACCCCUCCGCCACCCCCUACACCCUAACCCUAACCCUAACCCUAAUCCCUUUGUCGCAACCUCCAUAGCUGAGCUCAAGCACUCGUUCUCCGCCUCCUCAUCCUCCGCCUCGUUCGUCGACCUCCCGAAGCCCCGCCGGAGCUGGGAGCGGAAGCCGCUGGUGACCCCCAUCACCGAGCUCAAGCGCCGGGCGCGGGAGGAGCGGAGGGCGCGGCGCGAGGUGCGCGAGGUUGCGCUCCGCCCCCCCGAGAACGGCCUCCUCGUCCAAACCCUAGUCCCCGUCGCCCACGAGGUGUUCGCCGCGAGGAAGCAGCUCCUCUGUUGCGCGGAGAGGGUCGCAGAAUCCAUCCCCGUCCACGCGUGUCGAGUCUGCGGAGAAGUUCAUGUGGGAAGAAUCCCUCAUCGUAUCCGUUCGUGCGAUGUCGCCGGGAGUUCGCCAACGAAGGAGCAUGUUUGGGUUAAGGGAGGGAUUGAGCAUGUUCUUCCGCAUGUGGAGUCUUUUCAUCUAUAUGAUAGAUUGGGUAGGGCGGUUUCGCAUGAAGAGCGGCUCCAAGUUGACCGAAUUCCAGCCAUUGUUGAGCUUUGCGUGCAGGCGGGGGUGGAUAUUCCGGAAUACCCAACGAAGAGGAGGAAGUUUCCAGUUUAUAGUAUUGCAGGAAAGAUGAUCGAUUUCGAGCGGAAGUUUCCGCGGGAUUAUUCGAGCGGGAAGGAUAUCGAACCAUUUGGGUUUUGGCGGAGGAAGAAGAAAGAGGGAGAUUGUGAUUCGGAGCCAUUCUCAUCUGAUGAUGAUGCUCAAGAUAUCGCCAUCAAAGGUAUGCAUGCAUGGGAAAACAUGCGAUCAGGUGCCCUAAAGCUUAUGAAGAAAUACCCUGUCCAGACAUGUGGGUUCUGCCCCGAGGUCCAGGUGGGGCCCAAGGGACAUCGGGCGAGAAUAUGCCAGUCCUACAAGCACCAGAUGCGGGCAGGGCAGCACGCGUGGCAAGAAGCCACCAUCGAUGAUUUGGUCCCGCCAGUUUACGUGUGGCAUGUGCCCGAGCAACAAAAUAAUGACCCACUUGUGGAUGAGCUUCGGUCUUAUUAUGGGAAGCUUCCUGCAGCAGUGGAGCUUUUUGCGCAGGCCGGUGCAAAAGUCGGAGAGGAAUAUAGUAGGGUGAUGAGGGAGGAUGUUGCUGUGCCUAAAUUGGAUGAAGAGAAAUUGGCUGUGUAAACAUAUGAAGGUUGAAGGUUGAAGACCUUUUGGAUUAAUGAAGUUCAAACAGUACGUAUCAAUUUUGAGAAAGUUCUGCAGUGAUCAUCUGGUGUAUGAUUAGCGAGUUAGGAGGUACACAUGUUUUCUGGUUUAGGUAGCUAAGAGAAAGGCGAAGCCUGUAGCUUAGCUUUGUUUGGUGCUUUCACUUGGGGGAGCUUCUCAGAAUUGCUAUUUGAGUGGGACUGUUUGAAAAAACACUAAUAGCUUUCGUUUGAAUAACUUCCUGCUGAAGCGCAAAAGGCCUUUCAGAACCCAAAAAAGACUUGAACAGCUCGUUUAGCUUUCCAGCUCAGCAAAAGCCUUGGAACUUUUGGUUUGACGUAUGCCUGGCUUCAAUUUCUCAAAUAAGAGAAGCCAUUUGAGAAUCGAGGACAGACUAGUACUAAGAUCAAGCUGGUCGUUUGCUGUUAAAGUUUGAGAAAUGCUUGUCCAAAGUGAAGAUAACAACACCGAAAUCUACUGCUGGUGAGUACUUUGAUUGGCUUUGCUAGUUUCUUUAUUUCUUUUUUUCUUUUCCCUCACAAAGUCAUUAAACUUGAUAAUCGAAAAUGGUUUAGUCAAGACAAUAGUAGCCCCCGGAAAAGAUGAGGGAGACCAUUUGUUCGGAGCUGUUGACAGAUGUCAUUAAUUGGAAGAUCAUCCUAUUCUGCAGGCACUUAAAAACAAGUUAGGCCAGAGUCAGCAUCUAUAGACUAUCCUGCUUAUCAUUUAUGUGCAUUUGACAAAUGCCAUUGUGUUGCUUGACACUUCAACCACAUUAAUCUAGUAUCAGAUAGGAAGUACAAAUCAGAGACGGAAUCUUGAAACAUUUUUCUCGGCAGUGCUUGGCGUGAGGUCCCGAGGAUAAGGAUGCAUGGCAUGGUGUUAGUAACUAAUCAUCUUAUAUCCAUCAAUGCUUUUUGAGGGUUUAGGCGAAGAGGUGUGUACAGGAUGCUUGUAGUUAUAUAUAUAUAUUAGGGGCGAAAUUUUCAAACAUCAACAAUUGUCAAUUCGUUUUCAAAGGCCCCCAUUUUUUUGUCAGUUUUGUGAUAAGGUUUCCGUUAUUGCUGCAUCCAAAAGGUGAGAAGAUGACAAGAAUCUGAAGUUGCUCACAAACGGGGGAAAGAUUUUCUUCUGUUUUCCAUUUCGCUGGUGAUAUCCAACUACCACGGCUGGGUAUGAUCUAGCACCAUGAGAGUAAGUAUCAGGCAUUACAACUCGGUGCGGCUUCUAAGAAGACGCAGAUCCAAAACGAAACCCAAUACGAAAUACAAAAGUUUGUAGCGUCCGAGUACAAUAUCUCGGGAGCGAUUUGAACCGACGAAUUAGGAUAUAUGGGAUGUAGAAAUGCUCCCAACUAUUCCACUCUACAUGCGUGCGCUCCUUCUGCUACCUCCCAGCCGACGCAAAUUAUAUUUCCUAAUGAUGAUGCAUGGUUUUUUCGUAUCUGUAUGAAAUUAAACUUGUAAUACCUACAAAUUUUCAAUUCUGAACCUCAACAGUGUGUUCGCUGUAUUCGCUGUAAACACGAUACUAAGUUGGACUUCGUACGCAGGUUAGGAGAGGAAUUUGUUGCCCAUUGAAAGUGUUGGGAGUUAACAGUUGCUAACUAAUUUUGUACUGAUAGAUUUCAUUUA
Ananas comosus (pineapple) is the source of this 2924-nucleotide messenger RNA. RefSeq names its product APO protein 3, mitochondrial-like. Gene Ontology annotation, molecular function: RNA binding. The transcript has 4 exons. The record is from RefSeq and is a predicted model, not a curated record. Bases 31 to 1266 code for a protein of 411 amino acids. Lineage: Eukaryota; Viridiplantae; Streptophyta; Magnoliopsida; Poales; Bromeliaceae.